AUGCGGGUGUGGGUAGCAUCGCUAGUGUUUUAUGCUUUUGUUUUUGCCAUUUGUGAAUUGUUACGCUAUAUAAUCGUACGUCUACUACCAAAACGAUUAUCCACAGAGUUACUUUUGGAGUUCGUUGGAACUCUUCAAAUAUGCACUCCAAUGUUCGAUGUCAACACUGUGUUGGACACGUACGGGUUAUUCGGUGUAUUCGUGGAGAUCACUAUUAUCGAACUCGCUAACUGCUACUAUCAGAGGGAUGCCGUGGCGAAUCCAUGUCCCAUUGUUACUUCAUGCUAUCGACGUUCAAAAGCAGUACGACGAGCGGUUGCCGUUUUUGUGACACAAAUGGCAGCCGCUUACUUGUCAUACUUCCUGGCCAGAUCAUUCUGGAAGCUUGGCAUUCAUCCAGUUCAUUCCGAACUUCUUGCUGCAGAGCAUUGCACAGCGGAUUUAACGAUAGCGGUCACUACUGGUUGCCUUAUCGAAGGUGGUGCAACAUUCAUAGGAAAAGCUUUUGAGAAGUACAGUAGCGAUUAUUUCGAGGAUUCAUGGACAUCCAGUGUUGCCUCCUGUAUUUUCAGCGGGUUUCUUUGUGCCUUAGGCAUCAAUUACACAGGAAUGUACGCGAAUCCGUUGGUCGCAUGGGCAUGUACCUUUAAUUGCGAAGGAUUAACCCAUGUCGGGCAUUUGAUGGUUUAUUGGCUAAGUCCUUUAAUUGGAUGGUAUCUGGCUGAAUUGAUGUUCGGUGACGAUGAUGAGGAAGAGGAACGAGAAAAGAAGAACGAUUAG
This is a messenger RNA of Necator americanus (New World hookworm), 780 nucleotides long. RefSeq lists its product as uncharacterized. Bases 1 to 780 code for a protein of 259 amino acids. Gene Ontology annotation, cellular component: cytoplasm. The transcript is spliced from 7 exons. Gene Ontology annotation, molecular function: channel activity. The record is from RefSeq and is a predicted model, not a curated record. NCBI's taxonomy places the organism in Eukaryota, Metazoa, Nematoda, Chromadorea, Rhabditida, Ancylostomatidae.